Molecule: messenger RNA, 3604 nt
Organism: Pelodiscus sinensis (Chinese soft-shelled turtle)
Lineage: Eukaryota; Metazoa; Chordata; Testudines; Trionychidae
Gene: ADAP1
Product: ArfGAP with dual PH domains 1
Biological process (GO): positive regulation of GTPase activity
Cellular component (GO): intracellular membrane-bounded organelle; plasma membrane; cytoplasm
Molecular function (GO): GTPase activator activity; phosphatidylinositol-3,4,5-trisphosphate binding; phosphatidylinositol bisphosphate binding
Source: RefSeq, a predicted model, not a curated record
GAGGGGGAGGCGGGAGAAGGAGCCCUAAGCGCCCGGCGGCUGCCCAGGGGUCCUACUUACCCAGCGGAGCCGGGGCCAGAUGAAGCAGCCCCCGGCGGCGAGGUAGCCUCUCCAGCGCCCCCAGCCCCAUGAAGCGCAUCUAGCGGAGGAGGAGAAGAGAAGCCAGAGCCGAGCCCGUCUCACUCGCACCGGCCCCAUGGCGAAGGAGAAGCCCAAGAAGGCUUUGCAGGAGCUGCUCCAGAGACCGGGCAACCAGCUGUGCGCGGACUGCUCUGCCCCCGAUCCAGAAUGGGCAUCCCAUACCCUAGGAGUGUUUAUCUGUUUAAAUUGUUCAGGGAUCCAUCGGAAUAUCCCACAAGUCAGCAAAGUGAAAUCAGUUCGUUUAGAUUCCUGGGAUGAUGCUCAAGUUGAGUUUAUGGCUGCAAAUGGAAACAAUGUAGCAAAAGCAAAAUAUGAAUCCAAAAUACCACCAUUUUAUUACAAGCCAACAUUUUCUGACUGUCAACUGCUACGAGACCAGUGGAUCAGAGCCAAAUAUGAAAGAAAAGAAUUCAUUUACACUGAGAAGCAAGAGCCUUAUUCUGCAGGGUACAGAGAAGGGCUUCUUUGGAAGAGAGGACGUGACAACGGGCAGUUCUUAAGCCGGAAAUUUGUGUUAUCAGAACGGGAAGGUGCUUUGAAGUACUUCAACAAAAAUGAUGCAAAAGAACCCAAAGCAGUUAUGAAGAUUGAACAUUUAAAUGCGACUUUCCAGCCUGCAAAAAUAGGGAACCCACAUGGACUACAAAUUACUUAUUUGAAGGACAACAGCACAAGGAAUAUCUUUGUCUAUCAUGAAGAUGGCAAGGAAACAGUGGAUUGGUUCAAUGCCAUCCGUGCAGCACGGUUUCAUUAUUUACAAGUGGCAUUCCCUGGAGCUAGCGAUGUUGAUUUGGUGCCAAAGCUUUCUAGGAACUAUCUGAAGGAAGGUUACAUGGAGAAAACUGGACCAAAGCAAACAGAAGGUUUCAAGAAGCGAUGGUUCACCAUGGAUGACCGAAGGCUAAUGUAUUUCAAAGAUCCUCUGGAUGCUUUCGCUAGAGGGGAAGUAUUUAUUGGGAGCACGGAAAACAGCUACAAGGUCCUGCAAGGACUCCCACCCUCCACCCAGGGAAAUCACUGGCAGUAUGGGAUUACCAUUGUGACCCCAGACAGAAAAUUUCUCUUUGCUUGUGAGACAGAAAGCGAUCAGCUGGAAUGGAUUGCGGCUUUUCAGAAAGUCAUAAGCAGGCCAAUGCUGCCUCAGGAAUAUGCAGUGGAAGCCCAUUUCAAGCAUAAACCUUAGCUGGGACCGGAGCAGCGGACCCAAGGAAUGAGAUUAUGUUUACAACACAAGAUAGUUUUAUUUGAAAUGUUUAAAAAAAGAAAAGAAAAUUAGAAAAAAGUCAUUCACUUAAUCCUGUUGGAAGCCAAGAAGUCAGCAACAAACGUCACAUAGAAGCUGCUGAGCCAUAGCAGAAACAAACUUUGCACUUCUCUAGGUAGGCGCUGUGCAGCCCUUGUUUACAGCACUAUCUCAUGCUCCUUCAUAGGCUAAUUCCAUUUUGUGUAUCUCACUACAUUAGGUAAAGAAUUACCACAACAGACUGAGCUUGUUGUCAGCAUGGUAGAUACUGAAUGAUGUGCACCAGGAUGCCCCUAGGUCUGUGCUAACUUGUAAUAACAACACAACUCGGUCCAGAAUGCUUUGUGAAAUGGGUGACUGUGUUCAGUAAGUAGCAUUUUCACAGGGUAUUAAUGAGUGACUUGAAAACAUUAAUGGCACAUCCCCAAGGUAUGGGACUUGACAGUCUGCAAAUAUGGUCAAUGACUAGAAAUAACAGAUGCAAAACAUGCCAUUGAAUAUGGAAAUUAGCAACUUAGCUCUUAAUAAGAAGGGGAAAAAGUGCUUCAUAUUAUCUCUCAUCUACAUAGAUCUCUUCAAAUACCAGUUAUACUAAUGACGACUGGGUUUUGACUACUUGCCUUUUCUCUUCUGUCGUGAUUCAGUAGUUAAGAUCAGGAAUGGUUCUAAUUUGGUCCUAGUUUUUCCAAUCUGAACUUUCCCAAAGUCCUGGAGAGUUUGGACCUGUUAUUGUCACAGGGGCAAAUAUGUGAAGUUCUGCACUAAAUCUGAACUCUCUCAAAGUCCACAUCUCUGGUCUUGCUCUCAGUCUCUAGUUUAGGCACAUUAGUAUUCAUGAAAUCUUCUCUUUGUGGGGCCAGUGUGUUUGAACUCAAUCAGGGUUUUCCCUGGUGAGCUCACUGUCCCAACUAUCUUUUUACAAAGCAUUUUCUUAUCCCCAAGAGAUCACGCAGUCCUAACUGAAUAUAGAGCACAAGCUUAAAACACAGAGUAAAAAAAUUUCAUUGUCUUUAAGUGAAGGGAAUGUUAAAUUAUAAUCAGAAACGGGAGUUUGAAGGUAACAGUGAAUCAGAAAGCAGUAUUUAUGUACAUAUAUGGUGUAAAUGCUUUAAAAAGCAAACACAUAUACUGCUCUUUAGGUGCUUAAAUUAAGGGUUCCAAAUGGUAAAUUGUCUCUAUGUUAUUCCAGUGUAUUCUGGACAGGGUCUCAGACAAGGUUUCCUGUAAGCUGUGUGCUUGUGUGGCCACUCAGGAGAGUUCCAACUGCCACCAGCUGAUUAGAGCACGCACAGCAAGGUUUUUGUUUCUACUGGAAGUGCACAUUCACACACGUGUUGGUGCACAUAACAAAAAUUAUUCUGCACAUGGUUGGAAAAAGUCCACACAUGGAUGGAAAAGACUAGAGGGAGCAUUGGUGCCAGCUGCUUCCUUUUUUAUUCUGCGUGGUGAUAAAGUGACUCUUUUGCUUUUGUUUAAAGUGUGGUGAUGAGGAAAUGAUUUGGCAAGAAAUCUUAUUGACUCCAAAGGCUUAGGGGAACAUUCUCCUCACGCCAUCAUGUGGCUCACUGUUGCAUUAAGUUAUCAUUUGAAGCAAAGAGUUUUCACUGACAUCCAGGAUGCUUGUGUCAGAGGUGUGCAGUGUACCUUGGAGAAAUGAACUUAGCCCACACUUGGAACCGAAUCCAUGAAAGACUUGAUCCUGCUUCCCUUGCACAAUGGAAAUGCCUUUGCACUCUAGUGGGAGGGUAAGGAAUGCAGGAUGGGGAGUAUAUUUAAGGCAAGAUUUAAAGUGUGACUUAGUACAGAUGCCCAGUUCCUUGUGAAUUGCCAGUGCCUGUUCAGGGUCUUAACAUGCUCACUGUCUCAGCAUUUCUUCUGUUGUGGAGAGGCUGGGCCACAUGAGGUACUAGCCAAAACAAAGGGCUAUAGCAGCCAGAUGUCCUUAUGAUGUACUGUAAAAGUACACAAUUGCUAUGUUUUGAAGAAUAUUGCAUGUGCCCUUCCGCAGAAGCUCAGGCAAAAUGGCAGGUGAAAUAGUUCUGCGUCCAUGGUCUUGUGAUGUGUAAAUGUUGCUAAUAACUCUGUCAAGCUAUCCUAAAGGUGAAUUUAUAACUAAUUUAGUGCCAGUGACCAUAACAUCUUGUCAGUAAUGGCAGGCCUGUACGCAGGGUGUGUGUGAGGGAUGGAGUCCCAAGUAAGAGUGGGGGGGGGGGGGAGGAG